This is a messenger RNA of Aspergillus welwitschiae, 1064 nucleotides long. RefSeq lists its product as uncharacterized. The transcript has a single exon. Bases 39 to 578 code for a protein of 179 amino acids. The record is from RefSeq and is a predicted model, not a curated record. NCBI's taxonomy places the organism in Eukaryota, Fungi, Ascomycota, Eurotiomycetes, Eurotiales, Aspergillaceae.
CUCGUUUCCUCGUUUUAAUUUUCGGUCAUCCUCCGGUUAUGCGACGAUCUCGUUGCCGGCCUGCUUGCUUAAUCUUAGUUCCUCUUCAAUGCGAAUGGCGAUUCGGUGAGCCGACCUGCGACCCGAUCUUCGCAACACCUCGGGGCUGGAAGAGUUCGCGACCGUCAAACAACAGGGGAUGCGCGUUGCUGGCUGAUGAUUCGCUGCGGUGGCCGCGUCGAUUGCCGACCGAAGAAGACAACAAAAACACUUGGUAUCGGCGGAAUACGAUACCGGGAGCCGAAGGGUGGCGGUUACGCCUCGCUUGUGACGAAAAGACUUUGGAGCAAGGGACUGAAAACCUGCUCCCAAGGAAGCUUCGAACAACAAACGCGUACCUGUCUAGCAAACGCAGAGUAACCUUGUGCGUGUGCGACCAGAUGUGCGCCUUCGGGACGAGGCAGCGGCGUGCGGGCGAAACAAGGGAGUCGCCGAGAAGCGGGCGCAGAAUAAGAACCAAAGGACGGAGGGAAGGAUCCAGGAAAUUACGGGUACAGGCGGAUGCAAUGAAGCGUCCACACUAUACAAUCAAUAGAUAAGAUCAAGAAAAGAUAAGUAGGGAUUAUUAAGAGUGAAAUGACGUGGUAGAAGAAAAGGAAGGACCAGGGUUCAAUGCGAAAGGAAGGGUAAGUAGGGAAAGAAGAGAAAAGCAAAGUAAGAAGUUGGUAAGUCCGAAGGGGAAGUAGACACAAGGAAAAAAAGGGCAAGGGCAAUUGGAAGGGGGGUUGAAGUGGUGGAAGGGGAGAGGGGAAGGGGAAAAAUGAGGGAGUGAUUCAAGGCAGCGAGUGCCAGUUGUUGAUGUUGUUGUUGUUGGUCAACGAGACGAGGGCGACUCGUUCGUUGGGCGGGGGAAAGAGAGGGAGGGAGGGAGAGGGAAGAGAGGGACGGAUGGACGAGAGUCAGUCACCCUAACCAGAAUAACAACUAACUAGCCUAACUACCUCACUAACUCACUACUCACUCACUACUAAUCUUGGGGUACCCGGAGUGAGUUAGGCUGUUAGCAGUAAUUGUGAGGAACGAGG